UUAAACGAACUGAAAAGCUUUAUUUUGACCACGAUAAGAACUCUCUACGCCGGCUUCUUGUCCACAGUUCAGUCGACGGGAGGAGGAAAGACGAUAUCAAGCAUCGCGAAUCCAGCUUGUCUGAAAGACAUAUACUGAUUCGCGCCCUCGAGCUUCAAAUUCGGAUCCAGCUAGGGACGACUCAACUAGCAAUGCUGCCUCUGCCGCAGAUCCAUUUUCCUCAUGUUGAUCAGGAAGAUCUGGAGCGACUCGCCAAUGAACUUGACGCGAUCAUGCAUCUUGAACCCGACGGCGACGACGAACUGGACGUACAGGAGAUCGGUAGCGAAGAACUGCAUGGCUCCGACGACGACUCGGACCAAGGAGAAAGCAACGGAAAGGAUGAUGCUAGCAUGGCCAGCUUCAUCAACGAUGAAGAUGAAGAGAGUGUCAAGUCGGAUGACUCUGAAGAAGAAGAUGAUUUCGACAGCAUGUCUGACUCGGAGACUUCCGAUGACGAAGAUGAUGGCAAAAUGGGUACGCGUGGACAGGCAACAGCACGCAGACCUGACUGCAAAAAGCGUCCUCACUCGGUCAAGAAAGAGGUUCAGGUGAAGAAGGAAACUCAGGCCAAACAGGACGCUCGACCCCUAAAGAAGGUGAAGGUCAGCCAGGAGACGAAGCACGAGGCCGAGGCUAAGGACGAGGCUCAAAUCAAGCAGGAGACCGCUGAGAAUGAUCAUGCUGAUCUUGCUGCGGUCGAAGCAUUCAACAAGGGCGUGGGAAAGCCUGAUGCCAGUGGUUCAAGCAUCGAGGACGCCAUCAUACUUGACUGAGGGGUAGGAGGGAGAACAAUGGGCAUUUGGUUGCAUUGUCCGUCUGACGAUGCUUUUACAGAUGAGAGCUGGCGAAAUUUGCUUGAUGCAGGUUACGAGGCUUUGGCUUCUACGACGACGACAGUGAUGCAUCUAGGUGCGAAACAUGGUCGCAUUUGACUAGUGAUCUCAGUUAGCCGUCAGGGGCGGCUACGAUGGGUGCUCAUGGGCAAGCAGUUGAGCUGGGACGUAGCUAUCUCAUGAGAUGACUAGAAGCGAUGAAUUUGAGCUCAAUCAGACCCCCAAACCGGACAAUGUCCGUAAGUCGUGUUCCGAAAAGAAGCUUCAGUUGCAAGUGUCAUUA
Microdochium trichocladiopsis is the source of this 1158-nucleotide messenger RNA. RefSeq lists its product as uncharacterized. The transcript has a single exon. NCBI's taxonomy places the organism in Eukaryota, Fungi, Ascomycota, Sordariomycetes, Xylariales, Microdochiaceae. Bases 192 to 815 code for a protein of 207 amino acids. The record is from RefSeq and is a predicted model, not a curated record.